GGGAUAUUGUGUAACUUGCUGAGGGCAGCAAUCCAGAUGUGCAUUCGACGCAAGAGACAAGGGCAGACUUGUUUCUCUUGAGAAGUGAAUGCCUCAGUUUCACACACCAGGUGUAAUACAGGAGGUUUCAAUUUCUCGAUUCUGGAGAGGAAAAACACUUAAGAGCUCAUCCAGCCAGCCACUGAGACGGGCACCCACAAGCAUGGACACUGAAGACAGCAUCACAGAGCAGGUCUGCCAGGAGUCAGACGUCCAGGAUGGCGAGCUGCAGGAAGUGGAGGUUGCAGGCCACAAGGUGUUGCUGAUGAGGAAUAAGAUGGAGUUCAGUGCUGUGGGGAGCAAGUGCACACAUGCAGGAGCCUCUCUCAGCAAAGGAGUCUUGGCGGGUAACAGACUGCGCUGUCCCUGGCAUGGUGCCUGCUUCAAUAUCAGAACUGGAGACAUUGAGGAGUACCCAACUCUGGACUGUCUUCCCUGCUUUAAGGUGCGAGUGGAAGAUGGGAAGGUAUUUAUUACUGCAAAAAAAAAGGACCUUGAAAGUGACCGAAGGCUGAAGGCCAUGAGUGAGCGAUGCAGGAGCAACAAGAACACAAUGCUGCUCCUGGGUGGAGGUACAGCUGCACUGGUCUGUGCAGAAACACUUCGUCAGGAAGGCUUUACAGGCAGGAUCAUCAUGGUAACCAAAGAAAAGCAUGUCCCAUAUGACAGGACCCAACUAAGCAAGGCAAUGGAUAAGACACUAGAGAACAUUUACCUGCGGCAGCAGGACUUCUUUGAGGCUCAUGGCAUAGAAGUUUGGACUGAAAAAGAGGUGGUGUCCGUGGACACACAGGGGCAGAAAGCCUACUUCCAGGAUGGGGCCUUCCAGAGGUACGACCAGCUCCUCAUUGCUACAGGCAGCAGCCCCAGGCAACUCCAGUGCCCCGGCUCAGACCUGGAGAACGUGUCUUCCCUCCAAACCCCAGAGGAUGCUAACAGGAUUCUCCACCUAGCCACUGGCAAGAGGGUGGUGAUUCUAGGCGCGUCAUUCAUUGGGAUGGAGGUGGCUGCCUUCCUUUCAGACAAAGCCAGCACCAUCUGCAUGGUGGAAAGAGAGGAGUUCCCCUUCCAGGCAGUGCUGGCUCAGGUCGGACGCGUUGCCAUGAAGAUGCUGCAGAAUAAAAGAGUGAAAUUCUAUAUGAAGGCUGAAAUCUCUGAGCUGCGAGGAGAGAACAGAAAGGUUACAGAGGCUGUUUUGGCCAAUGGAGAGAAGCUACCUGCAGAUGCUGUGGUGGUGAGAAUAGGUGUCGCCUCCAACUCAGAUUUCCUGAAGGACACUUCAAUUGCUCUGGACCGUAGAGGCGCCAUCCUGGUGGAUUUGUUCAUGCAAACCAACAUCCCAAGAAUCUUUGAUGCUGGGGAUAUGGCUUCAUUUCCAGUCACACUGUUUGGUGGGACGACCGCCACCAUCCGUCACUGGCAGACAGCACAGGCUCACGGCCACAUUGCUGCUUUAAACAUGCUGAAGAAGCAGAAGGCAUUGCACACAUUUCCUUUCUUUUGGACCUCACUGCUUGGAAAAAGCAUCCGCUAUGCAGGCUAUGGGAAAGGAUACACAGAUACUGUUGUGAAAGGAAAUCUGGAGCAGCUGAAGUUCUUGGUCUUUUACCUCAAGGAUGAUUAUGUGAUUGCAGUAGCCAGCCUGAACUUUGACCCCAUGGUCUCCCUGGUAGCUGAGGUCAUGUACUCUGGCAGACAAAUCUCAAAAGCAGAGGCCCAGUCCUCUGAUAUAACCUGGAUGAAGCAAACCUAAUGUGAGACUGGUCUAGGGGCUCAGUAACACCACCGCAGGCAUCAUUUCCCAAACCCCGUCCUCCCACUUAGGAGAAAUAAAAGCCAGCAUGAAAUAGA
This is a messenger RNA of Dermochelys coriacea (leatherback sea turtle), 1890 nucleotides long. Its product is annotated as apoptosis-inducing factor 3-like. The record is from RefSeq and is a predicted model, not a curated record. Gene Ontology annotation, cellular component: cytoplasm. Lineage: Eukaryota; Metazoa; Chordata; Testudines; Dermochelyidae. Gene Ontology annotation, molecular function: 2 iron, 2 sulfur cluster binding; flavin adenine dinucleotide binding; oxidoreductase activity, acting on NAD(P)H.